AUGGACAACCUUCCUGUGGAGGCACCGCCACGCACACCGUUGGAGCAAUUCGAGGAUGCCAUCGCGGCGGCCGAGCGGGCAUGGACAAUCAAGCUGGACGAGUACGCGCGACGCGUCACCGCGCUGCGUGCCAGCACCGCGUCGAUCAAGCAGGCACAUCAGGCGUCUACGAGUGCCCUCCAGAAGCAGCUGCACGAGGCGCAGCUCAAGCACAAGUCGCUCUUCACCAAGUGGACCAAAGAAAAGGAAGCGCGGGCGGCCGAGAAAGAGUGGAUUGCGGAUGCAUGGCCGUCCGAAGUGGCCCUGCCGCCCACUGUGCUGCGUCCGUUCAUGAAGGAUCUGCCACCGACGCCGGCCGAAGUGAACGCGCGGGCCGCGACCGCACACAUGCAGCUCGCGCUCCUGACAGAGGCCAACGAGAUUGUCUCGCGCAUGGCCCAGGCCAAGCAGUGGUCGCUUGUCGAUGGCAGCUACUUUUACAACGCCAUCACGGGCGAAAGUGCCUGGGAAAAGCCAGCCAUCAUGGCGUACGAGCCGCCGCUGGGCUGGGACAAGAAGAAGAUGGCGUGGCGGGAGGGUGUCGUGCUCACGCUCCUGACCGACGUCACGCCGAGACACACGACGCAACUUGUUGAUCCAGUGACAAAUCUCGACGACGCCGCAGAGGACAGCAAGGACGCGACGAACGGAGCGCCGGUCGCCGUCGACGACGACGACUACGACAGCGACGCCGAAGCCGAGGCGCUAAAUCCACUCGAUGUUCGGCGCCAGUUUGAAGACAAGCGAGACGAGAUAGAGCGCCGGGAGGCGCUUCUCCGCGGCGACCAGCUCGCCCUCGAAACACUGAGUCAGCAGCUACAGAAGGUGGUUGGUCACCGCCUUCGCGCCGAGGCAAAAACCAUAGACGACGAGGCCCAAGCGUACAUUGCCGCGGAGCGCAAGAAGAUUGCAAAGCAACAGCGUGAGCUCGCGGCCGCCAAGGCCGAGGCCGACGCCAAGCUCGCGAAAGAAAAGGAGCUCAAGACCGGGCGCAAAUCGCCGGCGAAAUCUCCGGUGGGAAAGGCCGUCGAGUUUGAAGCACCGCCCGAGCCCGAGGUUAUCGCGCCCGUCGACCCGGACCGACCGCGGCUCUGUGCGCCGCAGAGUGUUGUGCCGGCCGUCACCUUUCACAAGGUCGCGGACGCAGCCUACCAGCACAUGCUGACGCUCCAGUCCGACAUCAAGGCGUUUGUCUUGCGCGAAGACGCCUUAUGGGAGAAGCACGACGCGUUCCGCGGGCGGCUUGAAGCACUGGUAGUCGAUACGACGGAGCGCAUUGAAGUGCUUGAGGCGCGAAAGGCAGAGCUGGAAGAAAGCCUCGAAGGCGGGGCCGACGAGCUCGCCGAGUUACAACGACCGCUACCGCAGCCAUCGCUCGCACCCGAGGACGAGGACGGUCGGUCGCGCUUCGAUGUGUACGACCAAGCCAUGGCAAAGUGGGAUGCCACGGCCGCUAGUCGUGCGCAGGAGGCGCAGGAGCUCGAGCACAAGCUGCGCGAGUGGGCGCACGAGCUCAAGCACCAGCCGACGCCAUCCAUUCGGGACAGCCUCGCGUUCUACGAAGCGGUCGUCGCGGCUGAAGUCGAGCGCGGUGCGAGUCUGUGGGCCAAGAAGACCGAGUACCUUGUGUGGCGCACCAAGUCGCUUGUAGACCGCACGGCGCGGGAAGAGCGGUUGCACGUGCUGCAAAACAACUUGGUCGAUCUGGAGAUGCGCCUCGAGGCGGCGAAGCGCGUGCCAUUGCAAGCCAUGAAUCUGCUCGAAAAAGCCAAGCUAGAGGCACUCUCCGAUGCCCAGUGCAGCUACUAUUGCGUCAAGAUCCAAGCUGCGAUCGACGAAAUCGACCGCGAGGAGAAAGGCCUUGUCGACCUGAUGGCGUACGAGAUGCAUGCGCUACGCUUUCAUAACGCCCGCCUUGACGAGGAAGCGCUGCUGCAGAGCGAUGCGGAAAGGCUCUGGAACGACGCGCAGGCCGAGCGAACCUUGCUGGAUGCGAUCGACGUCGAACAAGCCGUCCUUGCCAAAGCGGGAUUGCCGCUCGCGCCCGCCACGUCACCGGCGCGCCUGGUUCUGCUUCGUCAAAUGAUUGCACUCAACUACGAGCGGGAGGCGCGCUGGCGCGCCCUCGCACGACUCGAGCGAACCGACGAAACCAUCUGGCUCCAAGCCGACGAGUGGCUGCUCACGCAGCAAUCGCAGCGCUACGAAGCGCGCCUCCGCGACCUCGAGAGCGCCCAUGCGGUGACCAUCUUUGGUCUGGAAGAGACCAUCGAGAAGCUGCAGGCGGAGCGCGCGAUGGCAAUUCUGCACCAACGCCAAGUCGAGCACGAGAAGGCCACACUCAUCGCCAUGCUGCAGGAUGUCGACCGCGUUGUCGACAAGACAACGGUCGAGACGCUGCGGCUCUUGAAGCUCGAGAUCCAGCGCCUCGAAGCCGAAAUUGUCGCGAUCAAAGCCGCCUACGACGUGCAGAUCGAAGACCUUGUCGCAGAACACACUGCCGCCCGGCAGGCACUGGAAACCAAGCUGGAAGUGACGCUUGCCGACGCAACGCUUCGCAUGCAGUGGCUCAAGGCCGUUAAGUGCGAGCUCUCCGACCACAAGGUGCUCAACGAACACCUUUUGGUCGGCAUCGCCGCGCUCGAGAAGCGCCGCGCCGCCGAGAUCAACGACAUGCAAGCGCGCAUCGUCAACCAACUGAGCAAGAUCCACCGACUAGAAAUGUGGAACAUGUCACUCAAGCAGUGCAUCGAAGCCAGCAACGAUGUCAUGCUCAAGUACCAGCGAGACCUCGAGGCCAAAGUCCAAGAGCACCGAAAGGACCAGCGACAUCUGCGGCGCGAGAUCUGGCACCAGCGCGUGAGCGUGCAGCUGCUGCUGGCAAACGCGCACCACCUCGUGCGUUUUUUCCUCCAAGGCAUUGCGCACCUCUGCGGUCACGCCAACGACGCACUGCGGGACGCGUCUGUCAUUCCCAUUCUUGUCGCGCUGUGCAAGGCACCAGGUGUCGCGGCCGAUUUGCGCACGCUCGCGACCGCGUCGCUUGGUAAAAUCGCGUGGAACCAGCCCCAGUCCCAGCGCUACGUGGGGUGGCAAGCCAAGACGAUGUGGCACAACUGGGUCCAACUGCUCACGAAAGAAGCGUACGCUGUCCUGGAGGAGACCAAAUGCGACGACUUUGAUGCGUCCAUGGACAUGGCGUCCGAGGCCAUGAACGUGAGCGCCGACCCCCGCGAGCACGAGAAGUACCAGUCGCACCUCGAACGGCUGCACGUGCUGCGCGAAACGAAGCGGUGGCCUCACCACCCGACGCCGCCCGACUGCUGCGUGAACGAGACCAACCUCCUUGCGGUCGGCGAUUCGGACGGGGCGCUCCCGAUCUUGCUCGGUCUCUGUGGCCCGGGGCACCCGCAACCGGUCCGUGAGAGCGCGCUCGCCUCGAUUGCGAUUUUAGCACUCCACGCGCGCAAUACCCACCUCAUGGGCCGUACCCCGGGGUUUCUCCAAACACUCGUGGACUUGGGCAAAAAUGCAUCGUCGUCGCCCAUCCUGCAAAUGCAUGCACUGCACUCGCUCGGCAAUGUCGCGUUCAACAACCCGACCAACCAGUCGGUUCUGUUGCGGCUCGACGCGCUUCCGUUGCUACUGCACUGCUGCAAGACGCAGCGCGACGUCGAUGUGCUGGAUGUGGCCACGGCGGCGCUUGCAAGCUUAAGCCAGCGCCACGAAGGCGUCGGGUUGGCCUUGCUCCACAGCGACGGUAUCCUUCAGCUCCUCGAGCUCGCCCAAGCGCCCUACUUGAGCGACGCGGUCGAAGACAACAAGCUGGAUUGCAUCCAAGGCAACAUCGCCACCGUGCUCGUCCACGUCAUGGAGAGCUGCGCCAACGGGUUCCGGGCGCUCUGUGCCAAGGCGCCGGAGACAUACGUCACGCUGUGCCUCCAGCUCUGCGGAUCGCCCUUCACCACGGUGCAGCUCGCGGCCGUCAUGGUGCUCGGGCACUUGGCCAUGGACGACAGCCUCCGCGAGUGGCUUGGUGACCACGACGCCAUCGAGCUUCUCUUAGCCUUCUUACCGGACGAGGGGCCACCGCCUACGACCCCGGCGAACGAGCGCCACGACGAGUCGAGCGUUGGCCUCGACGACGACGACCUUCCGCUGCAAGUGACGUGGGCUCUCAUCCAACUGAGCUGGCACCGCGACAACCAAACGCGGCUCGCGCUGCAUUUGCCCAAGCUGUAUACCUACGCCACCCACGCGCUCGGCCGCGUCCGCGUCCACGUCUUGACGAUUGUCGCCAACGUACUGUUUUACCACCCCGAGAAUCGAACCGCGGUCCUCGCCGACCCACACCAGAGAUGGAUUGGCCUCUGUCUGCACCUCUGCGAGGCCUUUGCCACUACGCCGCAGCUCGAGGCGAAUGCAGAGGUCGUCGAACACGCGGUGCGCGCGCUCACGGGCUUGAGCUACGACGCGCCAUUUGCAAGCGGCUGCGACCACCUCCGCACGUGCAUAGCCGUGCUCGCAGCCAGCGAUAUUGACGCACCGCUCGUCGCACUCGCGCUGCAGUGGCUCACCAAUCUCUGCGUGCUGGAUACGCAAAAGAGCGUCUUUGCCCACUGCGACGGCGCGACCGAGACGGUCGUGCGGCUCUGUGGCGCCAACGAUCGGCAUGUGCGCGACAAGGCACAGACGGUGCUGGACCUCGUGGGCGACGCCCGGCCGCGCUGGCGGCAGUAACGACGAAACAAUGUGUCAGUGACGAGUGUCUCGUGGCCUUGUAGCCACGGUGCGUCCAUUCUAUCUAUCCAACGACCGUAACUAUCUAUC
This is a messenger RNA of Saprolegnia parasitica CBS 223.65, 4869 nucleotides long. RefSeq lists its product as hypothetical. The record is from RefSeq and is a predicted model, not a curated record. NCBI's taxonomy places the organism in Eukaryota, Oomycota, Saprolegniomycetes, Saprolegniales, Saprolegniaceae. The coding region runs from base 1 to 4779 and encodes 1592 amino acids. The transcript is spliced from 9 exons. Gene Ontology annotation, molecular function: protein binding.